CCCGAAUACAUAAGUAGUAAAUUUUCAAGAACCUCUGUAUUGAUUUGGCUUCACAGGCCACCAUGGCACCUGCCACUCGGCAAAUGACGGGCGGAGCGGUCUAUGCGCACCUUUUGGAUAACGUGCUUCUUCUUCCCCAAGGGCACCCUAUUUGUCUCAGUUUUGCACAACAAGGAUACGAAUCGGCUGAUGACCUCCUAUGUAUUUUUGAGAAUGAACUUGAAACUCUUGAAUUCAUUCCUCUUGCCCCUGCUGACGGCCCCGAAACUACGGCACCGAUCAUCCGUCAUUUCCUCCGGUGGCAAGCGUCCCUUGAGCGUCAAAAGGGAACUCCUUUGAAGAACUCCGAGCUUGCAGCCCUGAACAACAAAGACUUUGUCCUGUACCGCCGAUCCGCUCUCGGCCAGGUCUCUUCGACUGUUGCUCCAAUAGUCACAAACCCCAAUGCUGCAAUUCCCACCGCUAAAACUCGAUCUGCUGUGGAAGAUUUCAAGCGUGGGAUCAAACGAGACAAAACCCAUUACCCCGUGCUCAAAGACGACCGGUACUGGGAUAAUUUCUAUCGAUCCUUCGUCGUCACUGCCGUCUCCCAUAACGUUGAGAAGGUACUUGACCCAUCAUACUUGCCUACUGAUCCACUGGAAAAGUCGUUGUUUGAAGAACAAAACAAGUUUGUAUACUCAGCCUUGGAGCAUACACUUCAGACGGACAUGGGCAUAAAUAUCGUUCGAGAACAUAGUUUUGAUUUCAAUGCCCAGGAAGUUUUCCGUAAAGUGGUCAAGCACUAUACAGAGUCCGCCUCUGCAAAGAUCAGCUCCUCUACCACUCUAGGAUACCUGACCACGGCAAAGUAUAGCUCAUCAUGGACUGGCACAGCGGAGGGAUUUAUCCUACACUGGAAGAAUCAUUUGCGUAUAUAUAAUGAUACCGUCCCUACGGGUGAGCAGCUCCCACAACAGCUUUGUCUCAGUCUAUUGGAGAAUGCUGUCCAUGAUAUACCCGAACUUCGUCAGGUUAAAAUCACGGCAACUUUAGACUUAGCAAAAGGUGGCAGCCCUAUUAGUUAUGACGGUUAUCUCAGUCUACUACUUGCAUCAGCAUCGCUCUAUGACAAUGGCAACAACCUAUCUAAUGCUUGUAGCAACAAGAACAAACGUCAUGUUUAUUCUACUGACUUAGUCUACCAUCCAACUGACUUUGACAGCGAUCUAGACGUAAGUUACGAUAUAGAUGUGUCACCCACAGCAAUCUAUGAAGCCAAUGCCCAUGCACGCAACUCCGGUAAUAGUGGCAAUCGCAGUCGCAACGCAGCUAGCCCCAGAGACCGACCUUAUAUUCCCCGGGAAAUGUGGAAUCAACUCUCAGAGGAUGCAAAAGCCAUUCUCCAAGGCUUGUCUGCUCCUAGUAAGAGUACAUUACCGGCCGCGCAACCUUUUUCACAGGUGCUACAAGCCAAUACGCAUAGCCAUGGUAGCAGCGAAACCGCGGACACUUUCCAUGAUUGCGCACCGGAGACUGAGUUGUUGGCUCACCUUACUGACCGCGUCAGUCGUAUGAACGAUGGUGAUAUUCGUAAAGUCCUUGCAGCAUCACGUGACAACGUCUCCCCACAACCAGGAGCGAGACCCAAAUUCAUGCAAUCCAAUAUGCUACGUUAUCAAGUCUCUCGGCAUAAUGUCAACGGUACCACUGCAGCUCUUGUCAAUCGUGGUGCUAAUGGCGGACUUGCCGGGGCGGACGUCAUGGUGCUCAACAAAACAGGACGUUCCGCCAAUAUAACUGGUAUUAAUGAUCACACAUUGUCCGAUUUGGAUAUUGUCACCGCUGCAGGAUGUGUUGAAUCCCAUACCGGUCCUAUCAUUGUAAUUAUGCAUCAGUAUGCGUAUCUUGGCACUGGUAAGACUAUACAUUCCAGUGCGCAACUCGAGCAUUUCCAUAACAACGUUGAAGACCGUUCACGUACAGUUGGUGGAGACCAGCGCAUUGUGACCUUAGAUGAUUAUAUCAUCCCCUUGCACAUCCGCCAAGGUCUUCCAUAUAUGGAUAUGAGGUGCCCAACAGAUGCCGAAUUUACCUCUCUCCCGCAUGUGAUAUUGACCUCUGAUGUCGAUUGGGACCCGUCAGUCCUUGACAACGAGAUUGAUCUGGCCACCGAUUGGUACGACACUGUACAGGAUUUACCCCACUACCAUAUGUCGAACCGCGUUUUGACCACAUGGGCAAAUAUCUCCAUCGUCAUAUUUCGCUUUGUGACACUCGCCACCAUGCCGUUGACUCAUGAAAUUCAGCGUAAUGACCAUGACUACGAAACCCUCCGUCCUUGUCUUGGUUGGGUAUCCGCCGAUACCGUUCGUAAGACUAUACAGGCCACCACCCAGUAUGCACGAGAGGUAUACCACGCACCGUUACGCAAGCAUUAUAAGUCGCGCUUCCCGGCCUUAAAUGUCCAUCGGCGUAACGAGCCAGUUGCCACCAAUACCAUUUGGUCAGAUACUCCUGCUGUUGAUAGUGGUGCCAAAUUUGCGCAACUUUUCGUGGGCCGCCGAUCCCUUGUCACUGAUGUUUAUCCCAUGAAAACCGACAAAGAAUUUGUUAACGCUCUCGAAGACCAUAUUCGGUUUCGCGGCGCUAUGGACAAGCUCAUCAGCGACCGUGCACAGGUCGAGAUUAGUAAAAAGGUCAUGGAUAUCACCCGUGCUUACAACAUUGACCAGUGGCAAAGCGAACCACACCACCAACACCAAAAUUUUGCUGAACGUCGCAUUGCCACUAUCGAGGCUAACACCAACAACAUUCUCAAUCACACCGGUGCCCCUGACUCCACAUGGCUUCUUUGUGUCACGUACGUGUGCUAUGUAUUCAAUCAUCUCGCCCAUGAAUCCUUGCACAACCGUACACCCUUAGAAGUCCUUACUGGUUCCACUCCUGAUAUCAGUGUUCUUCUUCAGUUCCAUUUUUGGGAACCCGUCUAUUAUCGACUCGAAGAUGCGACCUUUCCGUCUGAUGGUACUGAACAAACGGGACGUUUCGUAGGCAUUGCUGACUCCGUUGGCGAUGCUCUUACUUAUAAGAUCCUCAACGAUACUUCUAAUAGAAUCCUCUAUCGUUCCAGCGUGCGCUCUGCAAACCUUCCCGGAUGGGGAGAAUGGCCCUAA
Molecule: messenger RNA, 3155 nt
Organism: Phaeodactylum tricornutum CCAP 1055/1
Lineage: Eukaryota; Bacillariophyta; Bacillariophyceae; Surirellales; Neidiaceae
Exons: 4
Coding region: 63-3155 (1030 amino acids)
Biological process (GO): DNA integration
Molecular function (GO): nucleic acid binding
Source: RefSeq, a predicted model, not a curated record